GAAGUAUUUUAUUGUUAGAAAUUAUAAGUUAGUAACGAUUACUAGUAAAAUAUUAUUAACAAAUAUGAAAUACUUAGUAAUAAUUUGUUUGAGUUUGGCAGUAGUUAGCCAAUUUGUUUGGGGUCUUAAAGAUUCAAAUAUCGAUUAUGGAGAUUGUGAUGGGAAAGGUCCAAUUGUUUACGAAGAAAUGUUGAGAGUCCCGGGUGGUAGUUAUACUGAAGAAACUAGAGAUAUAUGCACGCCUACGGAGGAUAAUAAAAUAAAAUGCGUUGAAAUCAAGGACUUAAGGAAUGAUUUAACAAACGGAGCAGCCCACAUAACGGCAGGAGGACCAGGACAAAAAUGUGUUACUAUUAAAUUUAAAUCUCAAUAUAAUAGAGCCAUGGAAUUUAAUAUUACAGUUUGGAAAUCCUAUUAGAAAUUUAAUUUUAAAAUAUAUGUUUAGUUUAAAGUUUUAUAAUAUUAUAUUAUAAUAAAUAAUAAUAUUUACAUAUUUUUUU
This is a messenger RNA of Brassicogethes aeneus, 500 nucleotides long. Lineage: Eukaryota; Metazoa; Arthropoda; Insecta; Coleoptera; Nitidulidae. The record is from the annotation of a GenBank genome assembly.